UUUGCAGUGAGGAGGCAGUUAUAGCGCUAUUGGGACACUUACACUAGUUUUAUUAUUUUUUAUUUUACUUUUACAUUUUGUGACUCCCAUACGUCAUAUCUUUGGGGAACAUUUAACCCCUUCAAGACACAGCCACUUUUCCCCUUCGUGACUUAGCCUAAUUUUGCAAAUCUGACAUUUAUCACUUUAUGUAGUUUGGAACACUUUUACUUAUCCAAGAUUCUGAGAUUGUUUUUGAGACACAUCGUACUUUAUGUUAAUGGUAAAUUUGAGUCGGUUUCAUAAAAAAAUCCAAAAUGUACAGAUAAUUUGGAAAAAAAUUGCAAUUUUUCUGGUACUGAUGUGUGGGCACUAUCUUAUGGUGGCACUCUGACUGGUACUGAUGUGUGAGCUCUCUCUUUAUGGUGGCACUCUACAUACCCCCGCCCUGUAUCCUGUGGUGCCCUCCUCCUGCCAUACCUACCACACCAUGCUCUCCCUGCUCCGCAGCACUUUGCCCCUGGUGCCCUCCUCCUGCCAUACCGCCCGCACCAUGCUCUCCCUGCUCCGCAGCACUUUGCCCCUGGUGCCCGAUGCCAGCCGCGCCAUGUCCGCCGUGUCCCUGCUCGUCUCCCCGGGCCGCUGCCUCUUUGACGACCCCCUGCGGCUCCGGGUCCGCGGUCUGAGCCCCGGGCUGGACGUCAGCCUCCGCACCGCUCUGACAGACGAGGCCGGCCACCUGUUCACCUCCGUGGGCCUGUACCGAGCAAACAGCGGCGGGGAGCUGGACCUCAGCCGGGGCCCGGCCCUGGAGGGCGGCAGCUACACCGGAGUGGAGCCGGAGGGGCCCCUGUGGUCCCUGGAGUCCGAGACUCCCCUCAGGAGGCUGCUGAAGAAGGACGUGCAGAGCCCGCUCCAGCUCCGCUUCUCCUUGCACCAGGCCCACGACCCGCCCGGGGCUCUCCUAGCUGCCGCUGCCCAGGAGAGGGGCUUCAUGGGGGAAGGGGUGACCCGGGUGCCGGUGCGGGAGGGACGGGUGCGGGGCAGCCUCUUCCUGCCGCCCGGUCCAGGUCCGUUUCCAGCAGUCAUUGAAGUUCAGGGGACGGGUGGAGGCCUCCUGGAUUACAAGGCGAGCCUGCUGGCUAAUAGAGGCUUUGCCACGCUGGCAUUAGCUUACUAUAACUAUGAAGAUCUACCUAAAGACAUGAAGGAGCUUCAUCUGGAAUACUUCGAAGAAGCAGUAAACUAUAUGCUGCAACAUCCCAAGGUGAAGGGUCCGGGGAUAGGUCUCCUUGGCCAUUCUAAAGGUGGAGACUUGGUGCUUUCUAUGGCCUCCUUCCUUAAAGGCAUAGCGGCCACAGCUGUUGUGAAUGGCUCGGUGGCGAAUAUUGGCGCAGUCCUUCACUACAAGGACAACACUCUGCUUCCUAUUGGCUUUGAUAUUAAAAAGUUAAAACACCCCGAGCCAGGAGUGGGCGAUAUCCACGACAUAUUGCAUAAUCCGCUAGAAGAGGCUAACCACAAGAGCCUUAUUCCUGUUGGGAAAGCCGACUGCAAGUUUCUGUUUAUUGUGGCAGAAGAUGACAGGAACUGGAAGAGUGACUUUCACGCCCAAGCGGCGUGCCAGCUUCUGCAAGAGGAGGGCAAAGAAAAGCCUGAAGUGGUGUACUAUCCCAAAGCCGGCCAUUACCUAGAGCCGCCCUACUUCCCCUUGUGUAAGGCGUCUAUGCACAGGAUUGUUGGUCUUCCCGUGGUUUGGGGAGGAGAACCAAAAGCUCAUGCAAUGGCACAAGUGGACUCAUGGCAGAGAAUUCAGGCCUUCUUGCACAGGCAUCUCAAAAAUGGAGAAUAAAUUAUGACCAUAUUGUAUUAUGAUUAAUUAAAUGAAGUGGCUCACUGCUGACAAUGGACGGUAUGGUGCUUCAAACUAAGGUUGAGGACGCCACACCUCAAUUGAAAGAGUACUUAACAG
This is a messenger RNA of Bufo gargarizans (Asiatic toad), 1951 nucleotides long. RefSeq names its product acyl-coenzyme A thioesterase 1-like. The transcript is spliced from 3 exons. Lineage: Eukaryota; Metazoa; Chordata; Amphibia; Anura; Bufonidae. Gene Ontology annotation, molecular function: fatty acyl-CoA hydrolase activity. Bases 383 to 1831 code for a protein of 482 amino acids. The record is from RefSeq and is a predicted model, not a curated record. Gene Ontology annotation, biological process: acyl-CoA metabolic process; fatty acid metabolic process.